Xiphias gladius (swordfish) is the source of this 2109-nucleotide messenger RNA. Its product is annotated as neuroblast differentiation-associated protein AHNAK-like. The coding region runs from base 1 to 2109 and encodes 702 amino acids. The transcript is spliced from 3 exons. The record is from RefSeq and is a predicted model, not a curated record. Gene Ontology annotation, biological process: regulation of RNA splicing. Gene Ontology annotation, cellular component: nucleus; cytoplasm. NCBI's taxonomy places the organism in Eukaryota, Metazoa, Chordata, Actinopteri, Istiophoriformes, Xiphiidae.
AUGGAGCCGUUUGAUGACAAGGUCCAAGUCCUCACCCGGAGCAACCUGAGCAAGAGCCUUGGAAAUCUGAACCAGUGUGCCAGGAGUCCCGAGAUGAUGCUGAAGGAUUCCUACAGCAAACUCUACAAUGACAAAAUCAAGAAGUUUAUGAGGGCUGAUUUGCUCGGUGCUGAAGAGGGCUGUGAGAGCGGUGACAGCGGUGAGCCAACUGUAGCAGGCCCUUCCAAGGUCAGCCUAAAGCAAGACAUGAGGUUGCCUCGCCUUGGAGUUGACUUUGGACUUCUGAAAACCAGGACUCUGAGCACAGAUGUUAAUGCUGAUUCAGAAUCUGAUGAUGCAACAUUUUCGGCCAGAACAGCUGGAGAAUUAACAGACGGCAGCAAUUUGAACCUUCCACCGUUGGGACUCGGCUUGAGUGGGACUGCUCCAAGUGUAGCUCAGGUACCCAGACCUAAAAUCGAUGCUAGAAGUCCACAACUUAAUGCUCCAGACUUUCAUCUGUCUGGAACAUUACCAGAGGGGCCAAAUGUAAACAAUACAGCUGGUGUACAACUGCCAAACACUGACAUUCCAUCAGUUGACUUGACAAUGCCAAAUCGUGAAAGACGUCAUACUGGACUGGAAGGCAAAGGAACUUUUGGAACUCCAGAAAUAGGAAGCCCAGAUGGUAGUACCACUGAAAUGGGAAUAAAACUUAAUGAGGGAAAUAUCAGUGGUCCAUCCACUGGUGUUCCCAAAGUGGACAUUGAAGGAACAAACAAAGAAUUCAAAAUGCCAAAAUUCAAACUGCCUGACCUGGGCCUCUCUGGACCUACUUUUAGUGGUCCAGAAUGUAAGAUUGAGACACCAGAUGUAGGAAGCCCAGAUGUUCCUUCAGAUAAACUCAAUUUCAAGUAUUCCAAGAAACUGAAAAGGCCAGAUUUAAAUGUGGAUGAUCUUUCCAGUUAUGUAGAAUCACCCAAGCUUAGGCUGUCUGGGAGAUCCCCUGAGCUAGACCUAGAAAUGCCAGGUGUUAAUGUAUCACAACUUGAUCUAAAUGGACCAGACACUGACAUGCCUUCAGGUGAAGUCAAAGUGCCGCUUAAGAAACUAAAGAUUGAUCUUAAAUCUCCAGAUUUAGAUGUGGAUGCUCCAUCUGGUAAACUCACUAUGCCCAAAUUUGGGUUGUCAGGCAAAGGUGAAGCUGAUGUUGAAUUGCCUAAUCUAGGUCUCAAAACACCAAAGAUAAAAGAUGGGAUUCACACACCUCAUAUAAGUCUACCCAAAGCUGACCUCAAAGGUCAAUCUGGAAAAUACAAGGUUCCUAAGUUUGCAAUGCCCAAGUUUGAUUUACCAGACAUUCCAGUUCCAGAUUUUAAUGGAGACUUCAAGGGACCACAUGUGCAGUUGGCUGCACCACAUCUCAAAGCUGGAAUUGCAGACCCAAAUGUUGACUUAAAUGUACCCUCGGCUGACUUGGGCAUUGCAAGCCCAUCUGGAAAACUCAAAAUGCCAGGUUUUGGGUUAUCUGGCCCUAAAGUUAAAGGACCUGAAUAUGAGUUAAAAAGUCCAGACAUGGAUAUUUUUGCUCCCAAGUUUAAAGGUGGCAUCAAUUUGCCUGGUGGUGAUCUCAAAGAGCCAAAGCUAGACCUCAAUACCCCUGAUUUGGGUAUUAAUAUGCCUUCUGAUAAAUUGGACAUUGAUGCAGAUGCUCCCACUGGAAAAUUUAAAUUGCCAAAAUUUAAACUUUUUGGUACAUUGCCAAAGAAUAAAAAUAUGGAUAUCAAUGCAGGGAUGAAAACACCUGAACUAACUUUGAAAUCCCCAAAGAUAAAAGGCAUAGAUGCUCCUGACAUGAGUGUACCAAACAUGGAUCUCAAAGCUCCGAAAGCUCCAAAUUUAGACCUCCACACUCCAGAUGUAAACAUUGGUUCACCCAAAGGGAAAUUCACAAUGCCAAAGCUGAAAAUACCCAGCUUAGACCUAUCAGGUCCAAAUGGAGCAAACAUUGAUGUAGAUGCAUCUCUAAACAGCCCAGAUUUGAAUUUGCCUGAGAUGGACCUUAAAAAACCCAAACUAGAUCUUUCUAGCCCAGAUGUCAACUUACAUAUGCCCUCAGUGGUGGAAUAA